UCAAGCCGACACCUGGGUGCAACUUUUAUUUUCAGAUUUAAAACCUGCAAUACAAACUUGGAAUGGGGAAGAGAACUAGAAAUCAUGACACAGUGGAAGAUGCUGGUGGAAAAAAUCCCAACAAAAUAUCCCUGGGCGGAGAACCUAUUAAACAUUUGAAGAGCAGUGAAUCCUCAGAAGAAAGAAGUAGUUAUGACGAUGAGCAUAUGAAGAUCAUUAAAACAUCAAGCCAUGGAAAAGUCAAGAAGCAAUCACGAUUUUCUAUCGGAUUUGAUGAACCUUAUAAUUCAGACUGCUAUGAGCCAGUUGAGCUCCCAGAGAAAGGGCGCUCAUUCACAGUUAGUGUCGCCAUUCCAACAUCAUUUUUGGCUGAAGUUUGCCCCAAGAGAGAAAUAAGAACAUAUGUAAUGGGACAGCUGGCAAGAUCAAUCUCAAUAUUUGGAGUUGAUGAAAUUGUUCUGUACAAUGAUCACUGCUGGAACAAGACAUCAAACGACAACCACAAUGAAUACUUAGAGAUGAUGAGCACCAUACUGCAGUAUCAAGAGUGCCCUCAGUAUUUACGGAAGCACCUGGUGCCUCAAAGCCCACAUCUCAUAAGUGCUGGACUACUGAAUCCUUUGGCUGCACCACAUCACCUCAGAGCGCAGCAGUGGUGCAAGUACAGAGAAGGAGUUGUUGUGGACAGAAACGGUAAAUCUGGCAGUCUUGUGGACGUUGGUUUAGGAAGAAACGUUGCUGUGCCAGACAAAACUGCUGAGAUCGGCAUGAGGGUUACUGUGAAGCUGCCUGAUGCUGCACGUGUCAUGGCUUCACCUAUAGGGGAGCUCGUGUCACCGCAAGAACCCAGACUAUUACAUGGAAUCACGUGGGGCUACACAGUUAGACACGCCGACUCUCUUGCUCAAGUGAUUUCGGAAUGUGAGAGCGAUGAAAGGUACGAUUUCAUAAUCGGCACUUCAGACCGUGGAACUCCCGUCCAGGAUCUCUACAUUCCUAAGUUCAAGAAACUUCUCAUUGUCUUUGGAGGGGUCGCGGGACUGGAAGAAGCGCUGUCGUGCGACGCGGCCCUCACCGCCACCAGCCCCGAGGAGCUCUUCGACGCGUACAUUAACGCGUGUAUUCAUCAGCAGACGCGCACCAUCCGCACCGACGAGGCCGUGCCUCUCGUGCUCGCUGCUGUCCUACCUAAGCUUCAACGAUAAAACGUGACGACUGAAUAUUAAAGUGAGAUAUUCCCAAGAUUGGAGCCAUACAUCAAAUUUGGCUUGCUGAAAAUUCUGUACCAUCUCAUGAACUUUGAAUGAAAUAAAUACCUAAAAACAAAAAUUUUCAUGGAUUAAUAACUGCAAUAUAUUAAGCAUUACUAUUGUACUGACACCUGAUGAAUUAUUUGCAUGGAUCGCAUGGGCUAUUAUUUUAGGAAUGGAAUUUUUUCUUAAAUUUCGCCAUUUACAACACUGUAAGUAACUGGAAAUAAAUUGUCUUGGCAUCAUGAGAAUACUUGACAAUUUGAUAAUAAUAAUCACCACAUAGAAUGAAAGUCACUUUGUUAGAGUAGAAAUGCAAGUUCAGUUUUUUGUAGCUUCGUCUCAUCAAAUGUGUUGCAACGCAGUCAGAGACAUUAUAUUUUUGCCUUCUUUUGUUAAACAAAAAACUUCUGUCAUGGUAACAAGUCAAGCUGAGCAUUGAUAAUGCGACAAUUCUAUUAGACUGGCCCAAAAUGUACAACCUUGUUAUCUAAUAGUACGCUUCUCUGUGAAAAUGACUGCUAAUAACUUAAAUUUUCAGUAUUUCAGAAAAAAAGUCGAAGGAUUGAAAUCGUUUGAAAUGACCUAGCUUGCAAAUGCUAGAGCUGCAGCUCUACAGAUACAACAAUUAAGUAAAAUAGAGUAGGACAAAAAAAUCCCUUUACAUCGAUGUCCAUAAUUCAUUUCAUACUCCAGCCGCAAGUUGUUGGGAAAUUCUAGCAAGCACUUUGUCUUGUAGAUAAGAAUGUCUGUGAGUUGUAUAGGUGUACCCAGCAAUUGCAACCGCCAAGCAGCUCAGUUCGAAUACCAAGAAAUGCCGUUCUUCAAGCCACACAACUCGAUCGCAUCUGUGGGACACAGACGUGAUUAGAGACAAUAUCUGAAGCACGAAUACGAAAUAAAAAAUAAUUCUAGCUUAAGCAAAGCUGAUAAAUUUUAAAGUGAAAUUUUAACAGAUAGUGACUUUAACAAGAGGCAUUGUGUAGUGCAAGCCUCAUGGAAAAAAUCAUUGAUUUGAGUUAUCAAAUACCCCUACGUUUCAAGUUUCAUAAAUUUUACUGGGCAUUUUCAUUCAAUUACAAGGUCCGCCUUAUU
This is a messenger RNA of Hyalella azteca, 2345 nucleotides long. RefSeq names its product putative methyltransferase C9orf114. The record is from RefSeq and is a predicted model, not a curated record. Bases 63 to 1205 code for a protein of 380 amino acids. The transcript is spliced from 6 exons. NCBI's taxonomy places the organism in Eukaryota, Metazoa, Arthropoda, Malacostraca, Amphipoda, Hyalellidae.